Messenger RNA from Bemisia tabaci, 1914 nucleotides. RefSeq names its product Programmed cell death 4 (gene Pdcd4). Gene Ontology annotation, biological process: negative regulation of DNA-templated transcription. NCBI's taxonomy places the organism in Eukaryota, Metazoa, Arthropoda, Insecta, Hemiptera, Aleyrodidae. The record is from RefSeq and is a predicted model, not a curated record. Gene Ontology annotation, cellular component: cytosol; nucleus.
CGUUGUUGUGUUUUACCCGUGAGGAACAUACUAAAGUAGUUAAGUGUUUUUCAAUGUGCUAGUUUACUUCCGCACGCUAUUUACGCAUCUAUCUACUUAACCGUACAUUCAUUAGUGAUAGUAGUUAGGCUUUGGCACAGAUUAGACUUCUAUGAUCGUUUAAGUUAUUAAUAGCGGCUCCCUGGUUGAUCUCCGCACUAUGGAAGACAUGGAGAGCGUCGAUGUUGAACUCGCCGACGAGACGGAGAAAGUUGGUUCGGCCUCUGAAGGCGGCAAGGCGGUCGGGGAUAUUCUUGUCGAUGCGAGAGUUAAGAGGAAGGCCAAAAGAAUCAUCAAGCAGUUGUCGAAGGAAAGUGUUCAGACCGGGCCUAACGUUGUGCAGGUGACAAGGAAAUGGAAGAACAGCAGGAGACCAAGGAAUGGAUACCGAGGUAUCAAGAAAGGGAAUGCAGCUGGUGGCACCGGAGCCUGGGGCUGCAAGCUAGGAUCUGAAAUGGACGAGGAUAUUGUCGAUGAGAAGGACCCUAACUAUGACAGCGAUUCCUUUGAAAAUGGGGAUAUUCAACUGCAGCCCAUCAUUCCGGAAGCAUCCGAUGAAGAGCUACGGAAGGUUCUUGAGCCUCUGAUUUUGGAGUAUUACGAACAUGGAGACCCGGAGGAAGUAAUUCUCUGUUUAGAAGACGUGAACUGUAUGACCAAGAAGCACAUGAUACCCCAAAUAGCAAUAGAAAUCGCUCUCGACCACAAACCCUCUCAAAGAGAGAUGACUUCGGUCUUGAUCUCGGACCUUUACGGUCGCGUUAUAAAGCAACGAGACAUUGCUAACGCUUUUGACUUAUUACUUAAGAAUUUGCCUGACCUCAUCUUAGACACUCCUGAUGCACCCACGGUUUUGGGUAAUUUCCUUGCCCGUGCCAUUGCGGACGACUGCUUGCCUCCAAAAAUCAUUCAAGUUUUCAAAGAGAAAACUGAGUGCGACUAUGCCAGGCAAGCUGUCUCACGUGCUGAUACUCUGCUCUCAAUGAAACAUGGCCUGGUGCGCUUGGACAAUGUUUGGGGUGUAGGUGGCGGUUUGAGGCCAGUCAAGUACCUGAUUCGCCAAGUGCGCCUCCUCCUCCAAGAGUAUUUAAGCAGCGGUGACAUCCAAGAAGCAACCAGAUGUCUUCUAGAGUUGGAAGUACCUCAUUUCCAUCAUGAACUUGUUUAUGAGGCUGUUGUCAUGACUCUCGAAGCAAUUAAUAGCAACGUCGAAGAAGCAAUGGUGAAAUUGUUGAAAUCUCUCUCAGAUGCUAUCAUCAUUACACCAGACAUGAUGGAAGUUGGUUUUACCAGAGUAUUCGAAGACAUGCCAGACAUUAUUGUCGACGUACCAUUGGCCUCAACUGUUUUGGAGAGAUUUGUGGAGCAAUGUGAGAAGCAUGAUGUUAUUACCAGUAAUGUCGUGGCCAAGAUGCCGAUCAGAGCUCGCAAGCGAUUCGUUUCGGAAGGAGAUGGUGGCCGUUUGAAGUGAAUGAUGUUUCAUCAUAUUUUACCACUUACUCUUUUUAUUCAAUCACUUGCUGAUUGAAAGUCGUUAAUUUAUACUAAACGGAAGAAAGUAUUACAGGUAUCAGUGUCAUUAAUGGAUGAAUUUAAGUUCUGUCGUAGCUGUUUGGAUUCUUUUAGGUCUUUAUUUUUCUAUUUUUUAUAUUGUUAGUUAUUUUAAAUUUAUUGCUUAGGUAUUUAGCCCUCUGCAGUCCUACUUGUCCUGUUUUCAAAUGUAUUUAUUUAUGAAGUAUUUGUCGUCAAAAGAAUUUAGAGUUUGCUCCAACCGCACCCGUGAUAUAAAUUCAUUAACUUAAUAUUUAUACUUAGCAUCUCUUUGUAAUAUUAGUAUGCUAACUUGCAUUCAAUAAAGUUUAUUCUUUAAAAAUA